ACAGAUGAACUUAUUCGUCCUACAUGUAUCAAUAUCAAAUAAAGUUGCGUCAUCUACUUCGAAUCAAGCCAGUCUCUUCUCAGCUACGGAACACUUAGGAUUCAGGAUGAAAACUUACUACAGUUGGAUGUUUGCAGUGCUAUAUCUGGCACUGAGCCGCGGUCCAUCAUUAACCAAUCAGCAGAAAGCGGAAUGCGAUGGCAUAAACAGAUACGUAAUUCCAAACUUUACGACUAACUGGUUUAAAGCCAUGGAAUAUUGUCAUUAUCUAGGCCUGAAGUUGACGAGAGUACAAUCCAUGGACGAGCAGAAUGCCAUCGUUAAAAUUAUCGAGACUACCGAUAAGGAUAAUAGCACCACAAUGUGGACUGGUGGUAACGAUUUAGGAGAUUCGGAUAACUAUCACUGGUACUCAACAGGAAACAGAGUAACGUGGUUCAAUUGGGUGCAACAGAAAGACAAUGUCUACAACCACAGGAACGACCAAUAUAACAGAAGAGGACAUUGCUUGCAUUUUGUAUAUCAAACUGAGCUCAAUGAAUGGAGAUGGAGUACUGAUGAAUGUCACCAGAACAAAUACUUUGUUUGUGAAAGAUUUUAAUGUUUGAAGGACAAAUAAAUUGCAU
Messenger RNA from Ochlerotatus camptorhynchus, 626 nucleotides. RefSeq names its product C-type lectin 37Da-like. The coding region runs from base 5 to 601 and encodes 198 amino acids. The transcript has 3 exons. Lineage: Eukaryota; Metazoa; Arthropoda; Insecta; Diptera; Culicidae. The record is from RefSeq and is a predicted model, not a curated record.